Molecule: messenger RNA, 618 nt
Organism: Olea europaea var. sylvestris
Lineage: Eukaryota; Viridiplantae; Streptophyta; Magnoliopsida; Lamiales; Oleaceae
Exons: 5
Coding region: 1-618 (205 amino acids)
Source: RefSeq, a predicted model, not a curated record
AUGCAGUUAUUGGCUAAUGAGGUGAGAAGUUCAAUUGUUAAGGCAGUUAAACACGCAAAAUAUUUCACAUUUAUACUUGAUUUUACUCCAGAUGCAAGUCACAAUGAGCAAAUGUCUUUAUUAGUACGAUAUGUAGAUGAUUCAGCAAACUUACCUACAGUUAAAGAAUAUUGGUUUGAAUUUUUUAAGGUAGAUGACACAACAGGACUUGGACUUACAGCCGAGCUUCAAAAGAUUUUGAUCAAACUUGAUCUUGAUAUUGAUGAUGUUAGAUGUCUAAAUCUAGCAUUAUGUGAUAUGGUGAAUUGUAGUUCUAAAGUUGUAUCUUUCUUUGGAAUGAUACAGCGCAUCUACACAUUGUUCUCAUCUUCUACUAAGAGACGAAAAUUUUUCAAAAAUAAUUCAAUAUUUUGCAUCUGUAGAAAGAAGUUUCUUGAAAUUGAGAUUGAUCAAGACUUACUUCCGAUCAAUUAUCUCACAAGAAUGAUUGAAUGGAUUGCAAUGUUGUCAAUGGAGAAAGAAAUGGUAGUAUGUGCAUCAUGUCCAGCUGACAUGACAAGAAGAAUACAUAGGCAUUGUCAACAAGGACUAGAUAUAGAGGACCUUCUGAGUGAGUGA